AUGUCAACUGGACCGAACGAUUUCUUCUAUUCGAAUAAAUAUCAGGAUGAUGAAUAUGAGUAUAGGCAUGUUCAUGUCACAAAAGAGGUUGCCAAAUUGAUACCAAAGAAUCGACUUAUGACCGAAUCCGAAUGGCGCAGUUUGGGUAUUCAACAAAGUCCAGGAUGGGUGCACUAUAUGAUUCAUGGACCAGAACGUCAUGUGCUCUUGUUCAGGCGCGCUUUGCCGCGUAAGAAUACAGGUGGCACUCAAAAAGGAGGCAACAGUGCGGUCGGAGUUCGUGGUUGA
Messenger RNA from Anisakis simplex (herring worm), 288 nucleotides. Lineage: Eukaryota; Metazoa; Nematoda; Chromadorea; Rhabditida; Anisakidae. The record is from the annotation of a GenBank genome assembly.